AUGAGCAGCGGCUAUCGGUCAGCUGCUGCCGUCCACCUGUCCAUUUGGCCAUUCGACCUCUGGUCGUUUCUGGGCGAUUGUCGCAAGACGGCCAACGAUGGACGGUGGACGGUGGACGUGUUCUCUGCGCCGCUCCACGAUUUGCGACACCACCCUUCGUCAGCCGUGCCACCGAGCCGAACCGAACCAGGCAUCCUGAUGAACGAAACUGGUCUCUCGUCGUCUCUUCGCCCAGCAGCUGAUCCGCUGUCGUCGAUCAUCACUCCGUUCUACUCUGCGAUUCUACGUCGAAGACUAGCACGGAUGAGCGCUAAGCCAUGA
Messenger RNA from Soboliphyme baturini, 321 nucleotides. Lineage: Eukaryota; Metazoa; Nematoda; Enoplea; Dioctophymatida; Soboliphymatidae. The record is from the annotation of a GenBank genome assembly.